Messenger RNA from Haemonchus placei, 1137 nucleotides. NCBI's taxonomy places the organism in Eukaryota, Metazoa, Nematoda, Chromadorea, Rhabditida, Trichostrongylidae. The record is from the annotation of a GenBank genome assembly.
AUGACCGAGGACGAUGACCAGAAAGGAUACACUUGGGAAGCUGGAUAUGCGGACGGUUUGAAUAUCCGCGAGGUAUUGGAGGAAGAUGAAGGUGGAUCUAUUGAGAAAUCUAUUGCAAAGCUCGUUAUGGAGGCGAGAAAAAAGCAGCGUACGAUCGAGAAGCCGUCAAAAAUUCGUCUUGGCAUAAUGCGUUACGUCUAUGUAGCUAUCGAUUGCUCGCGAUCAAUGACAAGUAAAGUGUUGCCACCGUCUCGAUUUUUUGUUACUAUGAAGAUCUUGAACACAUUCAUUGACAAAUUCUUCGAGCAGAAUCCGAUUUCACAACUGGGAAUAAUUAUUGUGAAGGAUAAGAAAGCAGAACGUUUCGUUAGUCUUACAGCAAAUGUCCGAGCUUUGAAAGACAAUCUGGCUUCGCUUAAUGAAGCUAUAUGUAGUGGAGACUUCUCGCUUCAAAAUGCCCUACAGCUUGCACUCACCAAUUUGAAAAGCCUACCUGGUCACGUUUCUCGUGAAGUGAUAGUGAUCAUGUCCAGCUUAUCCACAGUGGAUCCAGGAAACGUGUUCUCCACGUUUGAGGUUCUGAGAGGGCAUAAUAUCCGUUGUUCUGUGAUAGGAAUAAGUGCGGAGUUAUUUGUUUGCAAGCAGUUGGCAAAAGUCACUAACGGUAGGUACGAUGUCGUCCUUGAUCAAGACCAUUUCGAACUUCUUCUUUCGCAACACACUGCACCUCCUCCUUCGACGAAAGCGGCAGAGUGUAAUGCAAUUCGAGUUGCAUUUCCUCCUCAUAUGACCAUUCGAGAGCGCUCAUUCUGCGUUUGUCAUCCAAUGUCUGCACCUUUGUCAACAUCGCGCGGUUUUCUUUGCGAACAAUGUGGAGCUCGACAUUGUUCGCUACCAGCUGAGUGCCGUGUCUGCCGGAUGACGCUCGUUUCUGCCCCACAGCUAGCUCGAGCAUUCCGACAUUUGGCCCCGCUUCCUGCUUUCACCCCUGUAUCCGUGACUGAGGGUGAAUGCAUGGCAUGUGAACACCCCCUAUCAGGCGAAGGCUUCACUUGCAAAUCGUGUGGUGCAAUUUUCUGCUUUGAUUGUGACAUACUUCUCCAUGAAAGCCUCCACGUCUGUCCAAACUGUGUCUGA